AUGGAUAUACAUGGAGAAGCUGUUCGGAAGGGGGUGUCAUGGAAUUCAUUCUUUCAAUCUUCUUCAAGCUCCCUUAAUAGUGAAGGUUUGGAGUUAAGUUUCAUUGAGCCUGUUUGUAUUGAUGGUAUGCGUGUUGCACAAUGUUCUUCAGCCAUGCUUAAGGCAGAAUUAUCUAAAUGGAAGAACACUCUUCUUGGGCAUUUCAUUGGCCGUAGGCCAAGUUUUACUUAUGUUAAAGAAGUGCUGCUAAAACAAUGGAGUAUUUCUGGGCAUGUGGAUGUUAAUCUUUUAGAGAGUGGAUUCUUUGUUUUUCGUUUCAAUUUGGAGGAAGAUAAAGUUAAAGUGCUAGAAGGAGGACCAUGGACUGUGCAGCGAAGACCGUUGAUCCUCCGGCCUUGGAAACCAGGAAUGAAGCUUGAAAAGGUUGAAUUAAACUCCAUUCCUAUCUCGGAUUACUUUCCCAACCUUCCUUUUCACUGGAAUGUGGAGGCUUUGAGUUCGAUUGCUAGUGUUAUCGGCAAACCGAUAGCCACUGACAAAAUGACAAUGACUAAGGAAAGGCUCUCCUAUGCCCGCUUAUGUGUGGAAAUUGAGGCUACCCAUGAUGUCCCGGAGCAAGUGGCUGUCCAUGAUGAUGAAGGGUUGGUGUUCUUUCAAAAAGUGAAGUAUGAAUGGUGCCCUCCACGCUGCAAUAGCUGCAUGAUUUUUGGCCAUGCCACUAGUCAAUGUGGUGCUAAUCAAGCUACACGUAUGGGUAACAAAUAA
Molecule: messenger RNA, 765 nt
Organism: Telopea speciosissima
Lineage: Eukaryota; Viridiplantae; Streptophyta; Magnoliopsida; Proteales; Proteaceae
Exons: 1
Coding region: 1-765 (254 amino acids)
Source: RefSeq, a predicted model, not a curated record